Odontomachus brunneus is the source of this 2152-nucleotide messenger RNA. RefSeq names its product adenylosuccinate lyase (gene Adsl). Bases 509 to 1966 code for a protein of 485 amino acids. Gene Ontology annotation, biological process: 'de novo' AMP biosynthetic process. Gene Ontology annotation, cellular component: cytosol. Lineage: Eukaryota; Metazoa; Arthropoda; Insecta; Hymenoptera; Formicidae. The record is from RefSeq and is a predicted model, not a curated record. Gene Ontology annotation, molecular function: N6-(1,2-dicarboxyethyl)AMP AMP-lyase (fumarate-forming) activity; (S)-2-(5-amino-1-(5-phospho-D-ribosyl)imidazole-4-carboxamido) succinate lyase (fumarate-forming) activity. The transcript is spliced from 6 exons.
GUCUCUAUAUAAUGUUUAUAAAUAUAUAAUUGUGGAAUAUAUUUUUAUUUGUUUAGGAUUUCGUUCAAUAUUUUCAUUGAACGUUACAUGUCAUAUUGGGAUACGUACUGUUUGAUUGAUUACAUAAUUGGUUGAAACUUAUGAAUCAUUAUGUAUCAGAUGCAAUUAAAAGCUAGCAAUUAGAAGAAGAUAAAAGAUUAUAAUUAGAAGCUAAGUAAGAAUUCUGUUAUCAUGAUAUAGUAAGCCAGAGAAAUUUUGGUCGAAGAAUCAAUACUUGAAAUAACUUGUGAUAAGCUGGCUUGUCCCUGGUUUAUCGACAGAGCAAGAGAGUAGCAAUUUGAAACAGUUCUCCUCCUUUUCCACCACGAGACGCUCACGUGGCUUUAAUCAAUUCUUCAGACUCGGUCAGGUUCUAGAAGGCCGACGAUGUCAGCUGGUGCCGGUUGCCUGUGUGGGUAGUUUCAUUCACUUGGUCAUCUCAGACGUUUGUGCGAGUUUUACAGCAACAAUGAGUGUUUCUAAAGUGCAGAAUAGCGUGUACUAUGACUAUCGUAGUCCUCUGUCGACUCGGUACGCCUCCAAGGAAAUGCGGUACAACUUCAGCGACCAAAAUAAAUUCAGCACAUGGCGCAAGCUGUGGAUCUAUCUGGCCAAGGCUGAAAUGGAACUCGGCCUGGCCAUCAAGCCGGAACAAAUCGCCGAAAUGGAGGCUCACGUUGACAACAUCGAUUUUGAAGCUGCUGCCGAAGAAGAAAAAGCGACCAGACACGACGUGAUGGCACAUGUUCACGUAUUCGGUGAACAAUGCCCACGAGCUGCUCCCAUCAUCCAUCUCGGCGCGACCAGUUGCUACGUAGGCGAUAAUACAGAUCUUCUAAUUCUCCGCCAAGGCUUCGAUAUACUGCUCCCAAAAUUAGUCAGUGUACUUCGACGUCUUGCAAAGUUCGCUCUUGAAAACCGUAGUUUGCCCACUUUAGGCUUUACUCAUCUUCAACCCGCGCAAUUAACAACAGUUGGAAAAAGGGCGACUCUAUGGCUGCAGGAUCUCAUAAUGGAUGAAAGGGCUAUCCGUCGCGCCAGAAAUGAUCUCAGGUUCCGCGGUGCUAAAGGCACUACCGGUACCCAGGCCUCUUUUCUUCAACUUUUUAACGGUGAUGCUGAAAAAGUUAGACGAUUGGACGCCCUUAUUACCAAGAUGGCCGGUUUUGAAAAAUAUUACAGCGUUACCGGACAAACCUACAGUAGAAAAGUUGACAUAGAGUGCUUGAAUGUUUUAAGUUCACUCGGUGCAACUGUUCACAAGAUUUGCACAGACAUUCGUCUUCUCGCUAACAUGAAGGAAAUCGAAGAGCCGUUUGAAAGUACGCAGAUAGGCUCCAGCGCAAUGCCCUAUAAACGCAAUCCCAUGCGUUCCGAAAGAUGCUGCAGUGUGGCACGUCAUUUGAUGACGCUGGUAAACAAUGCUCUUCAAACUGCGGCGAAUCAAUGGAUGGAACGAACACUAGACGACUCGGCGAAUCGUCGACUUACUUUGGCUGAAGCCUUCCUGUCGGCGGAUACGAUUCUAAUGACUCUCCAAAAUAUCACGGAAGGAUUAGUUGUUUACCCGAAGGUAAUUGCCAGACACGUGGCGCAAGAGCUGCCCUUCAUGUCUGCGGAGAACGUAAUAAUGGCCAUGGUGAAGGCUGGUGGUGAUAGACAGGUUUGUCAUGAAAAAAUUCGUGUAUUGUCUCAAGAAGCCGGAGCACAAGUAAAACAACAUGGCUUGGAUAACGAUCUAGUUGAUAGAAUAAAAAAAGACCCAUAUUUCGCACCGAUUUUACCUCAAUUGGAUGUUCUGUUGGAUCCCUCGACUUUCGUUGGCAGAGCACCUGAACAGGUCGUCGAGUUUCUUGAAGACGAGGUAUAUCCUGUGCUUGAAAAUUAUAAAGGCUUGGAAAGUAAUACUGUUGAACUCAAUAUUUGACUCUGGAAGAAAAAACUUGGCAACAUUACCGAAAUUUACUCAUGUUUCUUUCCAAAAAACAUAUUACUUAAAGUUACACGAAUAACUGGCUCUUAGCUGUAAUCUUCUCCGGAAUAAAAAGAAUAUGUACAAUUGUUUAAUGUUAACAUUUCAUAUAUUUUAAUAAAGAUAUUACAGAAAAAUAAA